GGUAAAUACCGGUUUAUAGCUUGUGUCAUAUUUUGGUGCCCGAUCAUCUGUUGUUUGGGCUGUCUUUAAAUGGUUCUUUAAUUUGUGAGGUUACACUCAUUUCCAAGCACCUAGGCUAUUUAAAAGAGUGCAUAUAGUGGCGGAGAGGUUUAUAAGUGAUGCCAGUAUCUACAGAAAAAGACUUUUACCCAGAGGCGGCUAUUACAGCACAUAACCACGAUUCUACUAAUUUUAAUAAUGAUCAUUUUACUUGCUCACACCUGUGAAACAGACACCGUAACAGUGUAGAACCUGUGUACGUCCAUAGUUGUAAACAGUGCCAUGGUCCAGCUGAAUGUCAAAUAACCUUGAAUUAUGCAACAGCAAACAGUUUUUGUGCUGCUUCUGAGUGAAUGGAGAAAUGACCCCUGCUUGUUACACACCCUUAACGGGUUCUUAUUUGGAUCUCAACAAGAUAUUGCCUGCCAAAAAAUAACCAGUAAAGUAAAAUGGGAAGUCUAUGGGAAAUUCAUUUUUAAAUAGGAAAAAGGUUUGUGAAGCAGUAAAAGUAGAGGGAAUUAAAUUUUUACCAAACCACAUAUUGAUGUUCAGACUGAGGCAAAGGAUGUGUUUUUGUUCUCACAAUUGCACUUUGGAGUCACAUCAAUAUUUUGCCAUCAGAUGUUGUCAUCAGUGCGUUGGUGGAUAUUGUCUCAGUGUAAACACCAGUUUUUUCCUAGGCCUGUCAGUACAGAGCUGAAUUUCAGCCUGAGGACUGGGAGUCCACAAGAGGGCCAGCUGAAAACGGCUGGCAGUGAAUGGGUGGAGAGUCUGUCUGUAAAAGGAGAUGGGAGUCAUGGGAGGGGGCAGAAAUGCCAGUAAACCAUAGUUUGAGCACAUUAAGGUCUCUGUCCUGUCAACAAACAAAAGAUCUAGAUGUCCUUAUAAAAGCUAAUUAGCUAUUAAGAAUGUAGGCCGUAGGAGUAAAUGUUUGAUAGACAAAAUACUGAAUGAAACCACUGGUAGAGCAAUAUGACAGCAGAACAAAAACACGUUUACUUAGCUGACAGACACAGCAGGCUUUUUUAAAGAAAUAGAUUAACUUUUCCCACACUGGCUCACUGUUGUUCAUCAUUAAAAUCUGUAUUUUGAUCAACAUCUUUGUGAUAGCCUAAUGCUCUACUAAAACCACGCACUCCAAUGUUUUAGACAGGACUUUUCACUUGAAUGUCCUGAUUGCUACUAAACAGAUUUUUUUUUCUGCAAUGAUGCAUUUUCCAAGCCAACAUAAGUCUGCAUGAAACUGCAUAAAACGUCCAGAGAGACUUGCGUAAGCAUAAUUUCAAGCGACAUAUUCAGUCUUCUAAAUGAAACAGGCGACUCAGUGAGCCUGUUGCCGCAUGAGAUGACUGUGUGGUGAGGUGAAACGCCUGUUUAAACAGGAACUUUAACGUUAGCUGCCGCCCUCUCCACCGUUCAUGGCCUGCUUUGAAGCCGGACUGGUAGAUGUCCAAGAGUCGGAGAGAUGAGUCGAGCAGAGAGGUUCAAGAGUCUGGAUGGUCUUCGUGCUGCAUUGCAGAUAUGAGAAUGAUUCAUGUGUAACAGGCAGCCUUGCAGACCAGUACUCAGACCCAGGACGAGCCAAGCCUUCUCAGAACUGGAGACCCUCUCCCCGCCACGUCUCUCGCCUCCACUGCGUGCCCCCUUCGGUGAUAUAUACCCCGAAGAGAGCCGGGGGUCUGGAGGGACAGUCACUGUGGACUUCCUGGAAGGGACGUAUGACUAUGCUGCUCCAACCCCUGCUUCGACUCCUCUCUACAACCACUCAUCCACUGGCUACUACUCUGCUCCUCUAGAUGCCCCCGGACCACUCUCUGAUGGCAGCCUCCAGUCCCUGGGCAGUGGGUCUGCAAGUCCUCUUGUGUUUGUGCCCUCUAGCACUCAGCUCAGCCCAUUUAUGCACCCACCUAGUCAGCACUCUCUGGAGACCACCUCAACAUCCGUCUACAGGUCCAGUCAGCAGCCGGUAUCCAGGGAGGACCAGCGUGGCACCGGUGACGACUCACACGGUGUGGGGGAGUCGGGGGCUGGAGCUGAGAACAGGGGGUUUGAAAUGGCCAAAGAGACACGUUUCUGUGCCGUGUGCAGUGACUUUGCCUCUGGGUACCACUAUGGGGUGUGGUCCUGUGAGGGCUGCAAGGCCUUCUUCAAGAGGAGCAUCCAGGGUCACAAUGACUAUAUGUGCCCAGCAACCAAUCAGUGUACCAUAGACAGAAAUCGGAGGAAGAGCUGCCAGGCUUGUCGUCUUAGGAAGUGUUAUGAAGUGGGCAUGAUGAAAGGAGGUGUGCGUAAGGACCGCAGCCGUGUUUUGCGGCGUGACAAACAACGGAUUUGCACCAGUGAGAGAGUCAAGGCCUCUAAGGACCUGGAGCACAGAACAGCGCCUCCUCAGGAUGGAAGGAAACAGAGCAGAAGUAAUAAUGGCGGUGGUGAAGGAGGAAGAUCAUUGUUUACUGCCCUGCGUCCUGACCAGGUGCUCCUCAUGCUCCAGGGUGCAGAGCCCCCAAUACUCUGCUCCCGUCAGAAGCUGAACCAACCGUACACUGAGAUCACCAUGAUGAGCCUGCUUACCAACAUGGCCGACAAGGAGCUGGUCCACAUGAUUGCUUGGGCCAAGAAGCUUCCAGGUUUCCUGCAGCUGUCCCUCCAUGACCAGGUGCAGCUGUUGGAGAGCUCAUGGCUGGAAGUGCUGAUGAUCGGGCUCAUCUGGAGGUCCAUCCACUGCCCUGGCAAACUCAUCUUUGCACAGGACCUCAUACUGGACAGGAACGAAGGUGGCUGUGUUGAGGGCAUGGCUGAGAUUUUUGACAUGCUGUUGGCCACAGCGUCCCGCUUCCGCACGCUCAAACUCAAACCUGAGGAGUUUGUUUGUCUUAAAGCUCUCAUCUUGCUCAACUCCGGUGCUUUCUCUUUCUGCACUGGCACCAUGCAGCCACUGCACGAUAGCGUGGCAGUGCAGAACAUGCUGGACACCAUCACUGAGCUCGUACAUCAUACCAGCCUAUCAGGAUGCUCGUUUCAGCAGCAGUUGAGACGGCAGACGCAGCUACUCCUCCUGCUCUCCCACAUCAGGCACAUGAGCAACAAAGGCAUGGAACACCUCUACAGCAUGAAGUGCAAGAACAAAGUGCCCCUGUACGACCUGCUGUUGGAGAUGCUGGAUGCUCACAACCUCCAUCGCCCCAUCAGACCAGCUCAGGCCUGGUCCCAGACUGACAGAGACCCUCCCCCCACCACCAGCAGCAACAACAACAGCAGCAGCAGCAGUAGUAGUGAAUCCUCUUCAGCUGGCUCCAGUUCAGGACCCCGAGGCAGCCACGAGAGCCCGAGCAGAGCCUCCACAGGCUCAGGUGUCCUGCAGUACGGAGGGUCCCUGCGACUGCACCCACAUCCUAUGAGACAGAGCACAACGGGUAACAUCUGAAGGUCAAAAGUAAUUUUUGUGGAUAAUAUACGUAGUACAGAAGGAAAGGGGUUUUAAAAUGAAAGACUGAGUAUUUGAAUUAAUUUCAUGAUAUUAUAAAUUGAAUGAUUUAUUUUUUUGUUGUAGCUGGUUAGGGAGAUAUUAUUCCUUUGCACUGCUCCAAUUAACUACAAUCUAAGCUUAAAUGUUGUUAAUCUUCUGUGUUGCCUUUCAUAAUAUCUGUGACUCAGUCUCUUAACAGCUUUACAGUACAGUUCAUGAUUUCCAAAAGAGCAGGUGUUAGGUGUUGUGGCACCCUGUUAGCCAUGAUUUGAAAUGACGAGCAGCUAAAUUUUCUUUUAUUCGUCUCGACCAAAGUGCACUUCUUAUUGGGUUUAAUGAGCUAUUAGGCAUUAUUUUUACAAACCC
Messenger RNA from Monopterus albus (swamp eel), 3871 nucleotides. RefSeq names its product estrogen receptor 1 (gene esr1). NCBI's taxonomy places the organism in Eukaryota, Metazoa, Chordata, Actinopteri, Synbranchiformes, Synbranchidae. The record is from RefSeq and is a predicted model, not a curated record. Gene Ontology annotation, molecular function: nuclear estrogen receptor activity; sequence-specific DNA binding; zinc ion binding. Gene Ontology annotation, cellular component: nucleus. Gene Ontology annotation, biological process: regulation of DNA-templated transcription; steroid hormone receptor signaling pathway.